AUGCCGUCGACCAUCGAGAAACUGUGCGCCAACAACAUUAUCGUUGUCCGUCCGUGCCCGGUGAAUUUUUCACGGGUGUCCCUCGGCCGUUUUACGGGCAAAUUAAAAACGCCCAUGAAAACAGUGUCGGCAUGCGAAGGCGGCUGUGAACGUUGUCACAGCACGCGUGACGAUACCGCGCGACGGGCGCCCGAGCUCCUCACGGCGAGCGUCCGGGUUCCCGGGGUCGUCGAGGGUUACCGGGCGAGCGGACGCAACGGCGGAAAAUUAAUACGUCGGGUUUGCGAUCGAAUUUCAAGAACAAGACCCGCGCCGCCGCGUAACCGCGCAACGGUAAUUACUCGCGCGACCGACGGGGAAAUUGUUCCCCCCCCCCACCCCCACUCUCAAUCUUUAUAUUGAAUCGAUUUCUGUUAUCUUUUAUCCCCCUCGACGUACAUAUAAAAACGUCGUUAUUGGGCAUUUUCUCGAACCAUCGUUUUCCGCGGUAUCGCGACACAUACUACGUCAACGAGAACGUGUAUCGUUUUACUUUACGCAACGUUUUUUUUUUUUUUUUUCCCAUACACAAAUCGAUCUCAUCGUCACGGAACGUCACUCCGCCUUUUGAUGUUGUAUUUUUCAGUCAUUACGGAAAGUAUCUACUCAAGUGCCUCCUGUACCAGGAAUUCCUAUACGCUGUACGGUAUAGUAAUACGGCGACUGAAAAUGAAUACGUUUCACUUGCGCGUAUUAAAAAAAAAAAAAAAAGUCGUCUUUCUCGACGAAACGUACAAAAGGUUUUUUUCCCCUCUAAAACCCCAAGAUCCCGGAGAAUAUUAGACGAUUUUGUGUUGUAAUUUAUCAUUAUUACCGAUCUAUCUAUCUGUUAUUAUCAUUAUCAUUCGUUAAUGUUAAACUUUAUACAUUUUUUGCUAUACCAACGGUGGUAAAGAUAAAAAAAAAAAAAAACCAUCAAAUACGCAAUUAUAAUAACAAAUACCCAACGGAUUAGCAAAUAAUGUAACGACCCGGAGUCGAAUUUUUUCGAAGGGCGUCGUAGUGUUAUUUCCAUUGUGUAUUGGUAUUGCUAGAAAAACGAUAAGACAACGGAUAUUUAUGCGGAAUAAAAAACCCGAAAAAUGUAAUUUAAAAAAAAUAUAAUAUUAUAAGGGUUCGCACCUCGGGGACCUAACCUUGGGCGUCGUCGACGUGUGUCGACUCUAACAGCCUGUCCGGCUGGUUAAGAGGACGUUAUACCCGCAUCUACCGUCUCGGUCUACUACCGGGUAACAUACAAAAACAAUCCUUACGCGGAACAAGUAAAUCUAGCUUGAUUUUGACUUUAGAAUAAGAGUACCUAUUAUGAAAUGUAUUGAGUACGAUAUUUUGCAGGAAACGUCAUAGGUGUUUUUUUGAAUUACGGUUCGUUAAAAAUGUCACAGUUAUUCGAAGAAGAAAAAAAAAACAACAAACGGUUUUUGUAUCUUUUAUAUCGAACUGUAUAUUUCGGAUAACACGAAAACCCUGGGACGUUCCCACCGAAAUGUCGUUCGCUAUAAAUUUCACAGCAUGCACUUUUCCUCUAAUAUCAAAACUGGGCUAGUUUCACUUAUUCUGCAUUGUUUUUGCGUGUCACCCGGUAGUUGGACUGAGACGGAGUAGAUGCGGGUGUACAACGUCGGACUUGGAGUCGUUAGUCUGGAGGUGUCUACGUCAUACGUGAAACGCGGGAGCAAAGGGGCCGAAACGGAAUAUUGUGUAGUCAUCAGUCAGAGCCGUUAGAUGGGGUGGAAGACUUUUAAAUCCCCUCUGUCGUUUUCGCUAGCGGUGUUUCUUUUUCAGGGCUUUUUCGCUGGUUCCGAGUGCGUGUAAAUCCGUUUCCCGGCGACACGAUGUUUUAAUAACGCGCUAAUGAAUAUCACUCCAAAAAUACAAGUACAGCGAUUAUUUUAAAAAACGGCACAGACACGAAAGAAUAGAGCUCUGGCAUUUGGUCGUGUCGGAUAAUAUUAUCAUAAUAUUCUGCCGGCGUCUUUUGUUAUGAUAAUUUUAUGCGUUAAAUAAUUCGGUAGUUUUUCUAAUUCAAACUAUCCGCUUCGUCGGCGUCAAAUGCACCAUAUAGGUAGUGUUACUAUAAAGUUGUUGUGGGUGCGACGAGUUGUGAAUUUCGAAUUUAUUGAUUAUCUCGCAGCCAACUGUGUAAACGCGUAUACGGAGUAGGACACGAUAAACUAUUCACCCUCCCCCAUUAUAACAUACUACUGUAGUAAGGUACAUACAUAAUGGUAUGUGAAUAAUUAUUUUUGAAUUCGCGUUAAAAGCGUUGGCUUUGGAAAAUCACAAUUUGUUUUAAUAUUAUUACGCUUUGUCUAUCGUAAAAACGGGCCGAGUACGCGGCAAACAAACGCCGUUAUUAGUACAGUGGUUUAAUAUAUUUUGUUUCAGUAUAGAUACAAGCCAGCUCGCGAACAUUUUUACCGGGCAAUUUGAAAAUACUAACACCGUAUACUUACGCAGAGGUGCGCGCACCGACUUUUAAUUAGAAUCAUGUGAACACUUAUCAACGUGUCGCGUUUCACCAACGGCCAAUCGAAUUUCGACGUACACGUUUUAACGCGUCACGUUGAUAUUGCAUUUUAAAAUAUGCAAGGGGAUUGGCUGUCGGUCUUUUCGGCGUUUUCUUCAAUUUUUGUAUAAUUCGAAAUUUCUUCGAUUGAUUAUGUAACUAUUGAAACUAUUAUAAUUGAAUAUUAUCAUAUUUCAAUAACAAGGCGGACGGCGAUUACCACAAUGUACUUAACUUAUAACUAAUAAUUACACAAUAUACUCACUUUACUUCGGUAUUUUAAUCUUAACAUUGUUUCACGCGUUAUACUGUAGUACGCCAUCAUAAUAUCAUAACCAUUGAUUAAAAUAUAACGCUAUUGAUUUAUCAAUAUUUCAGUCUAGAGAAAAGAGUUUUCUGCAAGACUGCCAAAAGACACUCUGUUGUCGGCACCGUUAAAGAUUUUAGAUGUGCCUGCAAAUGUGACGGUCUGAUAACUUUGGACGGAGUAGUGGCCAUGAAAGAUCCACAAAAACCCCACACGUUCGUAAGGAUCGUUUGCCCAAAUGCGCCCCCCAGCAAUAAAUGUGAAAGGAAAAAAUCGAAAUAA
Messenger RNA from Cinara cedri, 3137 nucleotides. The record is from the annotation of a GenBank genome assembly. NCBI's taxonomy places the organism in Eukaryota, Metazoa, Arthropoda, Insecta, Hemiptera, Aphididae.